CGAACACAUGACUGAAGAGCAGAGACUGGAAUGCCAGGGGUCUUGUUCUUCACGCAGUGCUUGAGGACUCACUGUGGAAAUGAGCAACCUAAGAAGGAGUCAAUCUUUGAAGAACCUUUCUGGGGUUCAGGAGAGGUCAUGGGUGGCAUCUUCUCUUUGGGACAAAAAGAAGUCUGUCUCUCAGCUUGUACAACAAUACCAGAGCUGUGCAGAGUUACGGAUAACGGAAUCAGCUGAGGCAUCUGUGUUGAAUCGGUCCAGUAGAUAUGAAGACUCAGAGAUCAGAGUGGACUCUCUGGGGGGGCAUAACGAGAGCAGGGAGAUCAGAGGAGGCUUCCAUCUGUCCAGAAGCCGAUCCAUGGACUACCUCCCCCCGAAGGAGCCUGUGGGAACCAGCGCCCUGCGGGCCCUUUUUGAGUCGAAGGUCACCUUGCGGCAGGACUGUUCCAGCUCCCCUCGACUGAGUGUGGCUUUGUCUGCCAGUAACAGGGAGGAACAGUGCCUCCCGGUGGUGAAAAGGGCUCACAGCACUGCAGGGACUCCAGUAAAGAAAGACAACCCUCCCCAGGUGGAUUUGUGUCGUGUUGUCCAGCCAGAGAGGCGUAGACAGACCUCAACUGGUGUCCCGGAGUCCUGUGUCAGGGGUUCCGCAAACUCACAGGAUGACAAGAGGCAUCCGAAAUUGACCCACGCAGAGACCCCAUCAAGGCCGAACCGUGAGAGGAGAUCCACGUGUGCCUCAGUGAGAGACAGAUCAGCUCUCUAUCUGUCAAAAGUGGCAGCUGCAGACUCCACAGGAGGAUCACCACAUCCAGAAUUCACUAGUUCAUCAGAAAAGAAGACUAAAUUAAGCAAGAUGGCAGACGUAGCCAAGCAAAUCAGGGUUUCAGAGGCUUCUCAUGAAGAAGACGACAUGUCUUUCCCUCCACCUCCCCCUGUACCACCCCGACCUCUAAACUAUGAAGAGUCUGCAAACAGCGCACCCUUACUUCCUGUACCACCACCCAAGGAAACCUUCUCAACAUUCUACCAACAGCGACAAAAGAAUGAGUUGAAGAGGCUCUUUAAACACAUUCACCCAGACUUAAAAGGAAACCUCAAUGAUGUUGUUGAUGAUGAGCUGGUGGAGGCCCUACAGUCAGAGAUAUCUGCAGAAGAUACAGGGUAUCAAGGCGAGGUGCAAUCCAUGAGGUGGAUCUUUGAAAACUGGACACUGGACAACAUUGGGGACCCCCAUACAACAAAGAAGCUGUUGGAGGAGGAGAACUUGCAAGGUGGAGAUGUUAGGGGAACAUCUUCCAUGUUUGAGCAUUGCGAGAUGGAUGACACCCAACACAGCUCAAGGGCAUUUGCUGAAAGGCAGGUGUCUGUGAGAGGGGAUGUCAGGACAUCCACAUGGUUGUUUGAGACCAAGCCUUUAGAUAUCCUGAAUGAGAUCAACCAAGAAAAAGGUGAGAUGGUGGAGGCAGUGCUGAAGGAACCCAUCCAAGGAGGAGAUGUCAGAGGAGCGCGGCUACUCUUUGAAUCCAAACCACUGGACGUCUUAGGCCACUGCUGCUCAGUCGAGAACCAGAACUUCCUCAAGCUGAAGUCUGAGCUCCAAGAACAGAAGGGAGACGUCCAAAAAACGGUCAAGCUCUUCCAAGCAGAUCCCUGUUGUGCCAUUAGAGACAACAGUGGAAACAUCCAUGAGAUCAAGUCAAUCUGUAGAGAAGAGAUCAAUAGCAGCAAUAUCAGCACUGCUCGUUGGCUCUUUGAAACUCAACCUCUAGAUGUCAUCAGGAAAGACACUUCUGCUGUAAAGAUCAUUCAGGGGAUAUCGCUGGAAGAAGGGCAGAGAGGAGGCGUAGAUAGGAAAAGGUGGAUGUUUGAGACUCAACCCUUCCUCAACACCCAGGAAGGCAUCGAGGAGAACAAAUUCCAGCGGACCGUGGACGAUUUUGUAGGAGAGGCUGAUGUUGAGAACAAACGAAAACUCUUUGAGACAAAACCCUUGGCAGCUCUGAAAGGGGAGUGUACUUCCACAAACCAGGAAAAGGAAGAGAUCCUAGGUGGUAAUGUCAAAACAUCUUUGUGGCUCUUUGAAACUCAACCAAUGGAUACUUUGAAAGACAGCUAUGAAAUUGGACAUCUAAAGGAAGUGUCGCUUGCUGCAGAUGAACAAGGAGAGGUGAAGGGCAAAAAGGAACUGUUUGAAAACUACAAUGUCAGAAAAGAAACAUCGGUCAGAGAGCUUGACAUUGAAAAGGGGGAUGUCAAAUCUUUUAAACAUCUUUUUGAAACAAUUCCUCUUGGUGACAUUACCCAAUCUGAAGAAGUGAUGAAUGGAAAAAGUGAAAAAGACAUCACAGUAGGGAAUGUCAAUGGUAACAAAGAAUUGUUUGAAUCUACACCUUUGUAUGCCAUAAAAGACUCUUCAGGAAAUUUCCAUGAGGUCACAACUGUUAGUAGAGAGGAGUCUAUCAAAGGAAAUGUCCAAAACUGCAAAUGGAUGUUUGAGACCAAACCGCUUGACCAGUUUCAAGAGGGAAAGGGGAGCAUGGAGGUUAUAAAAGGGAUCACUAGACAGGAAGACGUAACUGGAGAUGUGAAGAUGGCAAAGUGGCUCUUCGAAACUCAGACACUAGACUGUAUCCAUUCAAAAUUCAACCACGAGGCACCAAAUCCAUUGGUGCAACAGGAUGAGUUUCAGAAAGGUGAUGUCAAGACCUGCAAGUGGUUUUUUGAAACCCAACCCACGGACAUUUUGUCUGACAAAUCAAACAAGCUCCAAGAUAAAGAAGCCAUAGAAAAUGCUAACGUUAAAUCCUUUACUUGGCUUUUCGAAUCACAGCCACUGGACAGUAUCAAAGCUGGAGAUGAGCAUAGUUUGAAAUUAUGCAGCACCAUUCAGGAUGGUGUAAAAGCUGAGGCUGGAGUUAAAACUGUGAAGCAUCUUUUUGAACAAGAACCUUUGGAUAAAAUAAGGAAGGACACAGACACAGAACAAGAUGUCAGAUAUGUCAGCCAGAUAAAUGUUCAGUCAGGAGAUGUAUCAAGGGUCAAGGAAAUCUUUGAGUCUCAGUCUCUUGAUGAAAUAGGUACAGAAGCUGAAAGCAUGUCCGACAGAGAGGGUCAGGAUGAAGACAUUCAAAAAGGAUCCGUUCACAAAUUCACCUGGCUUUUUGAGAACCGUCCCAUCAACACGAUCACCGAGAAAAAGCAAAAUGGAACAAGCAUGUAUUCUGUCAGCGAUGAUGAGGCUGGCGAUGUACACAACAAGAAGUUCAUAUUUGAAACGUUCUCUUUGGACAAGAUCCAAGAAAAGCCUCUCGAGGACUCAUCCGCUUCCUUGGACGAAUGUGAGAGCAGUGUGGAUGUGAAAUCCAGCACGAUGCUGUUUGAGUCUCAGCCUCUGUAUGCCAUCAGAGACAAGGAGGGACAAUUUCACGAGGUCACCACGGUCAAGAAGGAGGAGGUGAUGAGUGGCGAUGUGAGAGGUGCUCGGUGGAUGUUCGAGACAAAGCCCCUGGAUUCCAUCAAAGCAGAACACGACAUUUAUGUCAUCCGGGCCGUUACCCAAGAGGACGUUCUUAAAGGAGAUGUCAAGUCUGCCAGGUGGAAGUUUGAGACGCAGCCUUUGGACACUCUCACAUGUAGAGAGGAGCCUUCAGUCAAGGUUGUGGAGGAAUUUGGAAAACAUAACGUGCAGCUUAACAAACAACUCUUUGAAUCUGAGCAGUCCGCUCACAAGAAGUAUGUCCGAAUGGUCAGUGUUACUGAUGUCCAGCAAGGAGAUGUCCGAACGUCAACCUGGCUUUUUGAAAACCAGCCUAUUGACAGCCUGAAGGGAGGAGCAGAGGAGCAGGGCCCAGUGAAAACUGUCCACAGAGAAGACAACCAGAAGGGAGAAGUGAAACGUUGUACCUGGCUGUUUGAAUCCCAGCCUCUAGACAAGCUCAAAGAGGUUGAUGCCACCUCAGCCCAUGCUGUUGAAGAGAACAUACCAAAAGCAGAUGUGAAGAGCACCACCUGGAUGUUUGAAACGACACCACUGGAUAAAAUCACCGUUGGUAGUGUGGUAGACAGUCUCACUCGUCUUUCUGAACUUCAAUUCAUUCACUCAAGUGGCAUUGUUAUAGAGGCAAAUGAGAUCAGUAAUGUUAACAUGGCAAAAUACCAGCUCAUUAGCAAAGAAAACAUAGAAAUUCUGAAAGAAGAAAGGGUAGAAGGUAACAUUAGAAACAUCAUGUUACAGUUGUUAUGCAAACCAAACAUGGAGCCAAGGAUCACCCUUCUAAGUGAGGGUGAACAGGGUAACGUUAACACCACAGUUUUGGAACUUCCAGUCAAUCAGCCAUCUUCAACUGUCAAUCUAGAUGGUGACCAAAGAAUGCAAAACAUUGCCGAGAUGAUUGAAAGCCUGUUAGUUGAAAAUAAUAUAAUGAAGAAAGGUAUUGUGAUGCAAGAAUCUGCCAGGGGCCAAGCAGAGAUGACUGUGUACAGCCUCUUCUGUCACACUGAAACCAGAGCUGAAUCUCAAGACAUCACAAGGGGUGAUGUGAAGUCCACUAUUGGAAACCUUCUAGCCACCGCCAAUAGUCAGAGAACCUCUGUUUCGUAUAGAUUAGAUGAAAAUGAGAAAGGGAAUGUGAACUUGUACAGGAACUGCAUUGAGAAAGGAGAUCUUCAAUACCUGAAGAGUCUCCAGAGUGAGCCAGAGGAGAGUGAUGUACUUGACCUCGGAGCAAAAGAACAGAUUGAAAUCCUGCAGGGAGAUGUGAAGGAGGCAAAGAGAAUUCUCUGUCAGAAAAAACAGCAGGUGGAGCGAACAAUUUCAGAUGUCCUGCCAGGAGACGUGAAGAACGCCAAAAAAGUGUUCAGCUCGGAGGGGUCCAUUGACCUUGGCAUUGAACACUGUGUUCCAAAAGAAAACAUAAUCCGUGGGGAUAUCUCAUCAGCCAAGCAACAACUUGGACAGGCAGUGAAGCAACCUAUCACAGUGGAAAAGGAGGAAAUUGUAGCUGGUGACAUCAAAGCAACACUACAGUCCUUAGAGCGGGCAAAAAAGCAAAGCAUGAAUGUGGAGCGGGAAGUCAUCAAACCAGGAACCAUAUAUGACAUUGACUUAUCAGCUCAAGGUCCAGAACCAGAGGAUAACGACUCGCUGAACUUCAAAGAGGAAAUAGUGUCAGGAGAUGUGAAGGCAGCUAAACAGUCCCUCGAGUUGGCAAAGAACCAGAGCAUGCGAGUAGAACGGGAAAUUGUUGUUCCUGGCAAAAUCUACAACGUGAAUGUCUCAUCACAAGAGCAAAGGUCAACAACCACAACACAGUCUACAUCUUCGUGCACCUCCAGAGGUCAGCGGAUCACCACGACUUUUCGAAAGGUCAGUGACACAGAAACAAAAAAGGGAAUCCAUGAGGGGAUUGAGGCUUGCCCUAAGGGAGCAGUGUCAAAGAGUGCAGACGUAGUGAAUAUCUGUGUUAGUGAAGAUGCCUUCCAUCAGUCCAACACCAUACCAUCCCAAUCUUGUGUUAAAUCAGAGUAUCAUGUUGAAAACACUGAUGAAGAGACAGAGGCUGAGGUAUUGAGGGGAGAUGUGAAGGCUGCUAUUAAGUCUCUUCAGAAUGCUGCGACAGAGCAAAGGCUUCUAGACAAAGAAGAUGUUAUAAGAGGUAAUAUGCAAUUGGCUUUGCAAUCUCUUGAGAGGUCUAGUGUAAAUGUGUCCAAAGGAGACUUUAAAACUGCAAUGAUUUACAGGAAUUCAGGUAAAGCUUACUCAGGGCCAAGUAAGAAAGUGGAUUCUGAGACUGUGCACAAACAAGGUGUUGUAGUAUCUAUGCCUCCAUCUGACACUGAAUUGUCUCCUUCGGUUUCAGUAACUUAUGGAGAGCCACCUGCCAUGACAACACUGAAUUCAGAUCCUGUCACUCUUACACACAAAACGGAAAACACACCUUCAUCAGAAGACCAAAGGCCACCUCCACUUCCCCCCAAAACAAGUGACAAAUCACAAGAACACAAGAAACCAGCCCUACCGCCCAAACCACAGCGCUCAAAAUUAUCAAGUGAUACAGCACAGAAUAUUCCUUCUCUUUCAAAAGCACCUUGCCCUGUUAAAGUUAAAUCGCAAACCCCAAUAAUCACUCCCAAGACAAAACUGGAGAAGUCGUCUUCUCCUUCCACUCCCCGUGAAACAUCGGCAAAUAAAAGAGAACACAGACAGGAUUUACCACAGAACGACCAUUCAAGAGAAAUGAGCAUUCUAAAAACCACCAAAGGUGCAAAGCAAGGCUCACCACAGAUCAUUUCAAACAACGAUACUCAAGUUUCCAGAGAUUCAAAUACACUACAAUCUGAUAGAAAUGUACAUAGGAAAGCAUUAGAAGACAUAGUGGAACCACCGGUAUGUGAAACAAAAACAGACAAGAACCUGACAAUUGCAAAUUGCAAUGAAUGUGUUAUGGAUAAAAAUGAAAUUCAGAAAAUAAAUGCAGCAGAAGAGAUCCGAAUGUGUAUGCAGAGCUAUGCAAAUGAUAGUUGCACUAAAACAGAAAUAAACAUGGGCUUUCAAGUUGCUCUCCAGAACUUUGGGGGAAAGGAUAAGAACACUGUGGACUCAUUCCCUGUUUCUGCCAAAAAAAUCCAUGCAGUUAAAGAAACUGUUAGCCAAGUAAAGAAUCAGAACAAAUCCACCAUGCAACAGGAUACACAGUACUCAAACGCAGGUCAGCAGGAAUCGGCAUCAGCCAUCAUCGCAAAGAGAUCUCCAUCUAUUCAGAAUAGCAGAGCUGGUGAGGAACAGGUAAAAGCUGUGGACAAAGUUGUACUGAGGAAGAAGAAAGCGAAGAAGGAGACAGAGGGUGAACGACGACAGAGGCUGUCUGUCCACAAGGACGAAAUUAUGAAGGGAAAUGUGACAGCAGCAAUGGAAAUCUUUGAAAAUCUAAGGAAACGGGAGGAACUCAAGACGAUCUUAUCCCAAGUUCAAGAGAUAGAGGGGGAGACUAGCACUGUUGAUGUGGGUUCCUUAAAAACAUUAUUUGAGAAUGUUCCUGCUUGGAUAGUCACUCCACGUAAAACUGAAACGCAAAGUCAUUUGAAGAGGGAAAAGAAGGUUGAAAAAGAGUCAUUGAAUACUGAAAUGGAAAGUGCCUCAGUCGAGGCUGCAUUUGUAGACCUGGAAAAGGCAAGCCAUGAAAUAAUGAAUCUAAAAGAGCAAACGUUGGCAAAACUCAUUGAUAUAGAGGAGGCAAUACGGAAAGCCUUGUAUUCUGUUUCCAACUUAAAAUCUGAGGCCGAUAUAGCAGGGUUGUCAGGACUCUUUAAUGAAUCCUUGAACUCUGAGCAAAGUUGUCAAGCUACUCAAAACAACAUUCGGAAAAUUAGCAUUGUGUCCAGCAAAACUAAAACAGAAAAGGUUAAACCAACAUCAGAGAUAAAAAUGAAAGGAUGUUCAGGUCAAGCAAAAACGUUAGAAGAAGCACCUGCUCAAGUGCUCAACACGCCUCCUGUCAAACAAUGCAUGAGCUCCCCAUCCUCACCGUCCUUCAUCUCCAUUCACUCUGCUGCCAGAAAGCAUCCAGAACAAUCCACGUCCCCUAAAUCAUCAACUUUCAAGACAAAAGCAAAGGGUUGCUCUCAAAGUUGCAAUGGAGUCAAUGCUGAUGUGGACCAACUCACUUCCUCUCGAUCCUCCAACCAAUUCAGCAGUCCUGUGAGUCCAAAACGUAAGGUCAGCGUACUAGAAGUGCAAACUGUCCCGGAAGCUCCUGCUGGAUUAGUUGGCACAAAGACCGUCAGUGAAAAAUAUGAAGAGACAGAUUGUUUUGGUAACAAAUUUGUCUCCUCCAAAACGUCUACUUUUGUCACCAAGCAGUCUGAGACUAAAACUGCCCCACUCUUUGAAGUAGUCUCCUGUCCAACAAGAUAUGAAGUUAUGGCAUCCCCUUUAAUACGAAGAUCUGGACACACCUUCACAGAGAGUGCUCAGUCCAGUGUCAAAGAAGGAGGAACUGUUUUUGUAACAUUCGGUCAACAAAAGGCUGGGAAAAAGUAACAUUUUGUGUUGAAACUUAGAACUGUUUUUCUUGUUUUAUCUAAUUAUUGUGAGGUACAAUUAUCACUUUUGUUUUCAUGUCCUUUGAAUAAUUUAUCUUAGUGAAACAAUACAUUCUAUUUAAUAAAUAAAAAAUACAUGUAUUAACAUACAUUUUAUAGAUGUUUUUUGUUGCUUUUUAUACUGUAUACAUGGUUUUGUAUGAUAAAACCCCCUCUGUUGACUGUGUUGUUGUGUAAAUUAUCAAAUAAAUGUCUUAUACAAUUA
Messenger RNA from Hypomesus transpacificus, 8308 nucleotides. It is a transcript of the gene xirp1, whose product is annotated as xin actin binding repeat containing 1. The record is from RefSeq and is a predicted model, not a curated record. Gene Ontology annotation, molecular function: actin filament binding. Lineage: Eukaryota; Metazoa; Chordata; Actinopteri; Osmeriformes; Osmeridae. The transcript has 8 exons. Gene Ontology annotation, biological process: actin filament organization; actin cytoskeleton organization. The coding region runs from base 80 to 8041 and encodes 2653 amino acids. Gene Ontology annotation, cellular component: focal adhesion; stress fiber.